AUGUUCCUCCUCUUUGAAGCAGAUCCACAUACGGACCAAACGACUACACAUUGGAAUGUUCACCGCAUUCACGGCUAUCUCACUGUCGAGCCAGUGGACUCGCAUAUUGAUCGUUACGGCAAUAACAGGAACAGUGCCUUGCUUGGAUGGUUGAUGGUCUUUGUAUUCCUAACAUCAUUAAGCCUGCUUACGUUAUUUCGUCAAGCGAGAAUGCUAUAUACCGAGUGGUCUAACCAUGCUGCUGACGAAUAUCUCGACUGGUUUCGUGAAUUUAAUCAAUUCUGUGAUCUUGAUGAAGAAAGGAGUAGUGGCGGAUUUUCCGGGUAA
Messenger RNA from Paraglomus brasilianum, 327 nucleotides. The record is from the annotation of a GenBank genome assembly. Lineage: Eukaryota; Fungi; Glomeromycota; Glomeromycetes; Paraglomerales; Paraglomeraceae.